Scophthalmus maximus (turbot) is the source of this 2035-nucleotide messenger RNA. Its product is annotated as cyclin-G2. Gene Ontology annotation, biological process: mitotic cell cycle phase transition; regulation of cyclin-dependent protein serine/threonine kinase activity. The transcript has 7 exons. Gene Ontology annotation, molecular function: cyclin-dependent protein serine/threonine kinase regulator activity. The record is from RefSeq and is a predicted model, not a curated record. Gene Ontology annotation, cellular component: nucleus; cytoplasm; cyclin-dependent protein kinase holoenzyme complex. Bases 183 to 1283 code for a protein of 366 amino acids. Lineage: Eukaryota; Metazoa; Chordata; Actinopteri; Pleuronectiformes; Scophthalmidae.
GGCUGUUUGUUUACUCAGGGCGGAUCCUCUCUUUUUCAGCGGGGAUACUCUCGUCUUUUAUCAUUCGCCGCCUGUCGUCGUCGUCAAAAUUGGAAACAUGAAGAAGUGAAGAGGUGCGAUUGAGUCGCAGCGCGGUCGUUAUCCUGCACGACGGCGACUCCUGGGCAAAGGCAAGGCGACGGAUGAGGGAUCUUCAAGCCAUUGACAGCUUGCUCCUGAAAGAGCUGAAGUCAUGUUGUGCCAAAGAGUACAACUUUCUUCCCAGAGAGGCUGGCCUGAAACUGAUGGAGUCUGCUUCCACACAGAAUCACAACGGAGUGUCUGCAAAAUGCAGAGACGCCAGAGUGGAGGAACUGUGGGGCCUGACCAGUUUCUUUGGCUACAGCACCCAAACUUUUGUUCAAGCUGUCAAUUUGCUUGACAGAUUCCUCACCAUUAUGAAGGCUCAGCCCAAACAUUUGCCCUGCAUUGGAGUCUGCUGUCUUCACAUGGCAUCCAAGAUGGUCGAGGCAGAGAGCAAUGUCUCACCCACCCAUGAACUCAUUCGCAUCAGCCAAAGCAAGUUCACUGUGUCAGACCUCUGUCGUAUGGAGAAGAUCAUCUCAGACAAGCUCAGUGUGGAGCCCAAAGCAGUGACGGCCUUAACCUUUCUACACCUCUACCACUCAGCCUUCGCAUCCCUGUCUGCUGGAAGGGAGGAGAUCCCAAGCAUUGGGAGACUGGAAGCCCAGCUAAAAGCCUGCUUUUGCCGACUUGUUUUCUCUAAAGCAAAAGUAAGAAUUGUUCCUGGGCGACAAUUUCUCAGCAUAGCAGCAUUCAUGUUGAGCCACGGGACUCAUUUAUCUGUUGUUUGUCUUAUUUCGCAGCCAUCAGUGCUGGCGCUGUCGCUCAUUGCUCACGAGUUGCCCGAUGCCCUCCAGUCCCCCGCCAUGUUGAAGAUUGUCCAGCAAUUCCAAAGACACCUAAAGAUCAGUGACAGCGAGCUGCUCCACUGGAAGGAACUCGUCGCCAAGUGCAUGACCAAGUACCACUCCAGUGAAUGUAACAAACCAGACAACAAAAAGCUGGUUUGGAUUGUGUCCAGGAGAACAGCUCAAAAUCUUCAGGCCAAUCACUUCAGUGUCCCUGGUCUGCCAACUAUUCCUGAGGGGAGCUGGGACGAGAGUGAGAGCGAGGACUCCUGCGAGGACAUGAGCUGCGGAGAAGACAGCCCGUGCGGCUCGCUGAGAAGUGACGGUGAAGGAGCCUUCUUCCCCUCUGUCUUCCUUAAAUGUGGAAAGUGAUACUGAUGUGCAGUAGCUCACGAUCACCUGGAUUGUAGCUGAUUAAGGUGGUCGUAUAUGGUCCAGAGCAAACCUGUUUCACUUGUCAUAAUGUAAAACACCUGUGCCAAGUGACAGGUUUUGAUCAUUAAGUGCCUGUGUUAUUUCAUUUUAUUGUUGGUUUUUUUAAUGUAAAAAAAAAACAUAUCUUAAUAAUACUUAAUGGAAAAGUGCAAUAUUUUGGCAGCUUUGUGGCAAUACAUCCUAAUGUCUUUUUCCAACAUGUUCUCUUUUCAUUUGUGUCCAAACUCUACACAUUCCAGGAGAAAUAGUGAAGCACAAGAAAACAACUUAACGAAUGUCAGUCAUGAGGUACACUCAAAGUUGAAUACCAGCUGACACACUAGCACAUCCCCAGUCUUUUUUCUUAAACUGCAGUUUUUAUACUCAACGCCGUAUAAAUGUACUCCGCAAAUGUAUGUUUAUUUACGGACAUAUACAAUUUUAAUGUGACAUUUCAGUGUUAACGUAUCAGACUGUAUAUGCGUGGAUACAUUGGUAUAUGUGAAUACGACUGGAAGUUCCUGUUUACCGAGAUAAGCUUACUGUAAAAAAAAAAGGUUUAAAAAAAAAGUGUACAUAACAUGUAAAAAAGAAGAAAAAAAAUUAUGUUUUGUGAAUACGACAUAAUGUGUGUUGUACUUGGAUAUAAUGUGAAAUCUGUUGAAAAGAUAGGAAAGAAUCCAACCAAAUUAAAAAAUUGUUUUUAUCUA